CCGGCGUUGCACCGGAAGCGGCGAAUGCGCUUGGUCACGGAGUUUGGAAGCGGCGCUGUUUGAGGGAAGCUCCGUCCUCGUUUCGCUCUUUCUCCGCUCCGGGAGCGCUGAACCGGCCCGGGAUCGCCACGCCGCGGCGCCAUGAUCACCUCAGCCGCUGGAAUAAUUUCCCUUCUGGAUGAGGAAGAGCCAGAACUUAAGGAAUUUGCUCUCCACAAACUGAACGCGGUUGUCAACGAUUUCUGGGCCGAGAUCUCUGAAUCGGUGGAUAAAAUUGAAAUUCUAUAUGAAGAUGUUGGGUUUCGUAGUCGAGAAUUUGCCGCCUUGGUGGCUUCCAAAGUGUUCUAUCACUUAGGGGCUUUUGAAGAAUCCCUGAAUUAUGCCCUGGGAGCUGGCAAUCUUUUCAACGUCAAUGACAAUUCCGAAUACGUAGAAACCAUUAUCGCAAAAUGCAUCGACCACUACACCAAACAGUGUGUGGAAAAUGCGGACUUGGCGGAAGGGGCCCAGAAAGCCGUGGACCCCCGCUUGGAAGGGAUUGUGAACAAGAUGUUUCAGCGCUGCUUAGACGAUCACAAGUACAAGCAGGCCAUCGGCAUUGCCCUGGAGACCCGCAGGCUGGACAUCUUUGAGAAAACCAUUUUGGAAUCGAACGAUGUUCCAGGAAUGCUGGCCUACAGUUUAAAGCUUUGCAUGUCUUUGAUGCAAAAUAAACAGUUCCGCAAUCAAGUGUUGAGAGUUUUGGUGAAAAUUUACAUGAAUCUGGAGAAGCCCGAUUUCAUCAACGUGUGCCAGUGUCUCAUUUUCUUGGAUGACCCACAAGCCGUGAGCGACAUCCUGGAGAAGUUAGUGAAGGAGGACAACCUCCUCAUGGCUUACCAGAUCUGUUUCGACUUGUACGAGAGCGCCAGCCAGCAGUUCCUCUCCUCGGUGAUCCAGAACCUCCGCAGCGUUGGUACCCCCAUCGCUUCCGUGCCCGGAUCUACCAACACGGGGACGGUGCCCGUGCCCGAAAAAGAAGGAGAGUUGAUGGAGACGGAAGAGAAGAAAGGCAGCCCCGUUGCUUCCGUGAAGUCAGCUCAGGCGAGUCCCGGAACGAAAGACCAGAUUCCAAAAAUGAUAAAGAUUUUAAGUGGGGAAAUGGCCAUUGAAUUGCACCUCCAGUUUUUAAUACGAAACAACAACACGGACCUCAUGAUUCUUAAAAACACAAAGGAUGCGGUGCGGAAUUCUGUGUGUCACACCGCCACAGUUAUCGCCAAUUCCUUCAUGCAUUGUGGAACAACUAGCGACCAGUUCCUUAGAGAUAAUUUGGAGUGGCUUGCGAGGGCUACUAACUGGGCCAAGUUUACUGCUACAGCCAGCCUUGGGGUCAUUCAUAAGGGUCACGAGAAGGAAGCUCUUCAGCUGAUGGCAACGUACCUGCCCAAAGACACGUCGCCAGGGUCUGCCUAUCAGGAAGGGGGCGGCCUCUACGCCUUGGGGCUCAUCCACGCCAACCAUGGAGGCGACAUCAUCGACUACCUGCUGAACCAGCUGAAGAAUGCCAGCAAUGACGUACGUGCCACCAUACCUAAUGCAGGUCAAGGAGGCCCUUAG
Pantherophis guttatus is the source of this 1599-nucleotide messenger RNA. NCBI's taxonomy places the organism in Eukaryota, Metazoa, Chordata, Lepidosauria, Squamata, Colubridae. The record is from RefSeq and is a predicted model, not a curated record.